Thunnus maccoyii (southern bluefin tuna) is the source of this 5337-nucleotide messenger RNA. RefSeq names its product trypsin. The record is from RefSeq and is a predicted model, not a curated record. The coding region runs from base 1711 to 2505 and encodes 264 amino acids. Gene Ontology annotation, molecular function: serine-type endopeptidase activity. The transcript has 5 exons. Gene Ontology annotation, biological process: proteolysis. Lineage: Eukaryota; Metazoa; Chordata; Actinopteri; Scombriformes; Scombridae.
AGAAUACAAAGAAAUUGAUAUUUUUUUUAAAAAAAAUUUGGUAUAUAUUAUUAAAAAGGUGUACAAUAUGACCGGAGAUGUGAUCUAAAAGGGUAAAAAUGCAUUUUUCAUUUAAUCUCGACUUUAAUACUGAUGUUGCUCUGUGUCUGCUGGAUUUGUAGCAUAGACAACUGGUUGCUAACAUUUGCCAUAAGAACUAACUAUAAGAAUAUGGUUUAUAUAAUAUGAUUUAUAUGGUUAUUUUUACAGCUUGUUGUGCUGAUGCAGGUUUAACUUUUAUUUUUAUUUUUUUUUACCAUCAACCUUUACAAUUAACACCCGGUCUUUUGAAAUUGAGUAAAAUCAUCUACUCAUGCAUAACGUAACAUGUUUGUAACUGAAGGCCUUUAUCCAUGGAGGAACUGAAUAAGGUUUAAUCAGGAAGUCAGUGCUGUGUCAUGUUGAAGAAGUGAUGAUACUGAUACUGGCACUGAUAAGACCUCAAUGCCACUCCAGUUCACAGACUGUAAACUAAGAUUAUCUUAGGAUCUUCAUGUCUCCUUUUCGUUUUGUUACCGAUUCAUAAAUUAUUAAUUUUUUCUUUUGUCUGUAAUUAAAAACAACACAGACUACUUUGAAUCCUCAAGUACAUUUUAAAACCUUCAGCUUUGAUUAUAAUCUUUGUCAAGUCUUGAAAAUGUAAUAAAAUGAAAUCUUGACAUAAAACAAGAAAAGCCUCGAUUUUUAACGAGUGGAGAAUUUUGAAGUAAGUGUUUGUAUUAAAACAAAGAUGAGAUUUCAGGAAUAAGAGCGCUGCCGUUUGUGAUAUACAGUUGAGUUCUCAUUCCAGCGCCAGACAGAUGAAUGUGAGAAAGGGUAGCUGGCUGCCAUGUGCAAUGAUGACAGCGUUUGGACUCAGGAGUGGGUCAUGCGGAAAAAAGGCGGUGGUCAGCACUCAGGGGAUGAGAGAGGUACCAAGAGCCCGACUAGCUAUCAGUAGCAGGGAGGGCAACGGAGAGGGCUAUUAGUCAGCUGAGGUCAGGAACUCCACAGAGGGAUGGUAGCAGUGAUGAGACUUGCCGGAGCUGUGCUCCAUUUUUAAUGACACCCGGACCUAGAAUAGAUGUGGAGCAGUGCCGUCUUGACCUGGUCUGAUACAAAAGCUGCUUCUUGUCAUCAGUCAAAACCCUCAUUAAUCCUUUCUGGGGAAAUCAAUGAGAGGAGACUAUAAAAUGAUGAAGAGCUGCAAAGACCCUUGACUGUAUCUUCUUUCAUUUUGGAUGACAGCAACCCAUUUGAUCCAUAUUAGGAGCUUCAAUCACAAGCUAAAUUAUGUCAUAUGUUUGACAUAGUUUAAAGGGUUAGAACAUCAGAGUCGCUGUUACAAUUACAUGAUAAAACUCUACAGGUGGUCCUGAUGCACAGGUUGACACAGUAUCCCUUCACCUUUUACGUGACAGUUAAAGGGGCAACAAUAAACUGAGUGAUUAUACACACAAUGAGCAAGGAUAGGUGAGGUUGAGUAGGUCAUGGAAGAGGUGAGACAAGGGGCCGUGCUGCUGAAGCUUCAAUUAUAUAUCGGUCCAGGACAAGGUGGUGUCCAUGGAAACGGAAAUAGGAACUAUAAGAAACCCGAGAGUGCAGGUGCGAUGCCUUCCCAUUAAGAUUAGACAAGUGGCACACAGGUGAAGCCUCUCUCUCCGCGUAGACUGCUCUUCCCAUUGUCUCACUAUGGACCUGACAUCUGUAUUGUUUUGUAUACUGUUGGAAGUCCUGGCUGUAAAUUGUCAAGAUGUGGCACAGGGACGUAUUGUGGGAGGAUAUGCACCAGUUCCACAUUCAAUCAAGUACAUUGUGUCGGUACAGACGACAGAGCGUCAGCACUUCUGUGGGGGCUCCUUGAUAAACAAGUACUGGGUAAUCACAGCAGCACACUGUAAUAUCGGGAUACAAAAAAUGAUUAUAGUGGCAGGAGACUACUCUCUCACCAUCUACGAGGGAACAGAGCAAGAAAUCCUGCCCCAACUUUUGGUGCCCCACCCUGACUACAACAGCACCACCAACAAUAGUGACAUUAUGCUUAUAAAGCUGAGGGCCCCGGUCUAUCUGAACAGCUAUGUUUCCAUCGCUCUGCUGCCCCGAUACGGCGCCUCUAUAGCAGAGGGCAGAGCGUGCAGAGUCUCAGGCUGGGGAUUCACCAGCCCCGGUGGAGGCCAGAUCCCCUCAACCCUCCGCACUGUCAAACUCCCCAUCGUCUCCUUAGAAAAGUGCAACAGCAGCGAGUCCUUCAAUGGCCGCAUUACAGCAAAUAUGCUCUGUGCUGGUUAUAGUACAGGUGGAAAGGAUGCCUGUCAGGGAGACUCUGGAGGUCCGCUUGUAUGUGACGGCCGGGUCUAUGGCUUGGUGUCCUGGGGGAAAGGUUGUGGUGAUGCCCAGUUUCCUGGAGUCUACACUGCUGUGUCCAAUUUCCGCAGGUGGAUAGACAACACCAUAUUCAGCUACUACAGCAAAUGUAAAAAAAACUAGAAAGCCUCUAAGAUAAAAAAAACAACACUCAGUGGAGACUUUAUGUUCUUGGUUUCAGUGUAGCCUUUUCCAAUUUAACGUUAUGUUCUUUUUAUCAUGUGUGCACAUUUGAUUAUAUAUUAAUGUGUUAAAGGAAUAGCUCAGCAUUUUGUAAAAUACACUUAUUCACUUUUUUGCAGAGAGUUGUUGGGAAAAUUGACACCAUCUCAUAUAUGUAUGCUAAAUAUGACACCACAGCAGCGGCUGUUAAGCUUAGCUUAGCAUAAAGACUGGAAGCAGGGGGAAACAGCUAACCUGGCUCUGUCCAAAUGUAACAAAAUCAGAUAACAUUUUCAGUGUAAAAGUUUUAUGUGAGGUUAUGUGCUAGCCAAUUUCUUGAUGCUAAGCUAAGCUAACAGUCUCCUGGCUUCACCUUCAUAUUUAAUGGACAGAUAUAUAAAAGUAAUACUGAUCUUCUCAUCUGACUCUCGGCAGGAAAGCGAAUAAGUGCAUUUUCCAAAAUGUCAAACUAUUCCUUAAGUUUUCAAGCUUGAAUAUUUAUCAUGUCAAUUGUUGAUCUGUAUAUAAUACACAAACACCCUCUGGCAAAAUAGGACAUAUUGACCACAUUUCCAGAACAUCAAGAAUGAGGUGCCAUAUCAUUGCUUAAAUUGUUAAAGUUCAGAGUUUUCUAAACCUCAUGAAGGUCUAUUUGAAGUGCACUCACAAACGCUGCUACAACUGCAACAUUACAAGUCAUAUGAGCAUUCAAUGCCCGUGCAUAGAUAGACACAAAAACAGCUACAACUGUACAAUAUAAUGCAACCCAAUACAAAAGCCUUGCAAAAACCACUACUUUUGUCAGGCUUAUAAUGUUUAAUUUUGUCAAGAUAUGUCCGAUAAUUCUUGAUUCAACUGUAGAGUAACUUGUUGCACUGUUUUUUAUGUGUUUAUUGAGUUGUACUGCAAAAACAAACAUCAAAUGGUAAAAUGCAUGCUUUUGAUCAGCUGUAAUGAUAUUGAACAUACGCAUAAAUAAUUCACAAAUGGCUUGAUUUAUUCCUUUAGUCUCAUUUAAUCAAUAAAGGACCAUUAAUGCAUACAGAAUUUCUGUCAAUCUGAAUGCGAACUAACUCAGUUACAAUUAGUAAGAAUCUAUGUAUGUGUAUGUCUGUCCUUAAUUUUCACAGUGAAGUUUAUUCAAUAAGUAAAUGAUUGCUGCCAAUUUCAUGUGGUUUAUUUAUGGACUAGUUGUGUUCCAAACCUGGCACUAUGCAUAAAGCACCUUCAAGUGUGAGAGUUGAGCAAAUGCAUGGAAUUAGGUUAAAAACAGAGUUUGAAAUUGUGAGUGUGUUAUAAAACAAUGACAUGAAUUGCUGUGUUUUCCUGUUUUAUACACUUUAAUAAAUCGCUGAUCAUCCCAUCUUGUUUUCCACCCACUCUCCGGCUGACGUCUUUAUUUGCAAGUACACUGUCGAUAUCGCAGCGCGGGGGCUUGUCCCCGCUCUUUGCGUCUGAGUGGAGACUUUAACAACGGAUUACACAAGCUGUUUGGAUAGAUAACUCGCAAAGUCCUCUUCAUGCUCUGUCAUUUAUACAAGAAGUCAGUAAAGUCAUUAAAGGAGAACAAUUAAUAAGUCAGCACACUGAUUAAUUUUUAAAAGCUACAGCAAUCCCUUUCGGUAUUGAAUGUUAGUCUUGGUUGCUUGUCACCAGCAAUUACUAAAACGGCUGAUGAAUUAUCCCAAAACUGGAAGACCGUCAUGAAAUAUGCAUGGGGCCAGUCUUUCCCCCUGAGCAAUCUGUGUAAUGGCUCUUAGGCGUUUGCUGGACUCCUUUCUCCCUCAUGAAGCCAGCGCUUGCAGCCAGCAGUGAUUCCUGUAAAGAGGAGCGGAGGCAAAGCCAGGUGAAAUCAGUACAGGCUGCAUCACACCUGAUAGGUGUAAGCGUAUCACAACAGAAUGAAUAGUUGAUGGCCUACUUUAGGGGGAUCUCUGGUUUCACUGCUCAGCCCCGUUUGUUCUGUGAUGAUGGGUGUGUCAGUGUACCAUGUGAUUGAUAGAUUUCAGGGUAUUUAGGCCUCUGAUUUUACAGGCUUUGUUACAUAAAGGCUGAUUCCUUUUGUUCUGGCAUGAGAAGGCCUCUCUAGGGAGUGUUAGAGUAUAGAGUUCCCUAUAUGCUCACUGCGCGCAAAGGGAAAUGUUUCUCUCCGAGUUUGUAUGUUUCUUGCCGAAAAGUAUUGAUUGAGGCAUACAGAUUGUUAACAUUCACAGUUUCUCCCAGCAGUGCUUUGUGACAGCUGGGGAGACAAGUCAUGUUUUACAAUUAUAAUGGCUUCCUUCCCUGAAAAACCAGGCCACCUGCAUUCAUUAUAUUCCAGUAUGUGUUAUGCAUUUGAAGAACAAAGUUUACUUUAAAGCCUCGAGCAGAGAUUUGGGGUAUCAGAGGUAAGGUGGUAUACACAUUAGUAAACGGUUAGGCAAUGUGAAUAAAUAUUACUCUACUAGUGCUUGGGCUAACAAUCUGUUUUCAUAUUCAGAUACAUUUUUGAAGAUGAAUGCUUUAUUAAUAAAUUAAAAAAAACAUUAAUUGUUCCAAGAAUGUCAAACCAUAAAGCAUUUGCUGUUUAUGCACAUGACUUACUUGAACCACCAGGGGGCAUUUGAUCAUUAAAGCAUGAAGAAUAGAAAAACAACAGAUGAGAUGCAGGCCUGCUGGCACUUCCUUCUCUUUGCCUCCUUUUGAUUAUAAUAAGCCCUUCCUCUGAAGUGUUGUGUCUAUGCAUUAAAAAGGUUACAUCAUACUUUAACUGAAAUGAUUAUGAAUGUUGUGACAAUUAGCGCCUUUAAGGAA